Nothobranchius furzeri (turquoise killifish) is the source of this 10447-nucleotide messenger RNA. RefSeq names its product piezo type mechanosensitive ion channel component 1 (Er blood group) (gene piezo1). Gene Ontology annotation, cellular component: membrane. Gene Ontology annotation, molecular function: mechanosensitive monoatomic ion channel activity. The record is from RefSeq and is a predicted model, not a curated record. NCBI's taxonomy places the organism in Eukaryota, Metazoa, Chordata, Actinopteri, Cyprinodontiformes, Nothobranchiidae.
CGUUUUCAGCGCAAGCAUGACAAGUUUUGAGGGCAAUGAUAUAAAAUGCUGCUUUCAGAUGGAAAAGUCAAGCUCUCGAUAUGUGGCAGUUUAAUUCCCCCAUAGUUUUGGCGGGAUCCAGUUGUGUGUGAAACAGGGAGGAGACCAGCUGGAGAAUGGCUCCUCUGUAGACGCCCCUCACACCCUGCUCAUGUGAAUCACAUUUUCCACCUUCAGUUACUUGAGACGGGGCCUGUCCGACAGCACACACGAACCGAACCCUUUCUUCCUCUGUCUGACCACAACCGAACCGAGUGGACGCCUGUCGGGACUACAACGCUGUUGAUCAAUAAGCAGGAAAGUUCUGUAAAGUUUGAGACAACGUUUUCUGGUGAAACCAUGAGGAAAAGUAGCGCGCUGUCACGUUUAACCAGCCCGACUCCUAACUAGAGUCUACCAGAGAAACCCGUUUAUCGAGCGGAUCAUGGAUCUCCAGGUGAUCAUCUGGCUGGCCUACGGUUGUCUUCUCCCCUCCGUCCUGCUAACAGCUUGUCUUUUUCGAUUGAACCUGCUGUCACUGGUUUAUUUUCUCUAUCUGCUGUUGCUACCGUGGUUCCUGUGUCCCAACAAAUACACCAUUAAAGGUCACACAGGUCGUUUUAUCAAAGCGGUGGUCUGCACCAGUCUCCUGUUCCUACUUGCACAUAUUUGUUUCCAGAUUGUACUGUACACCUAUCCACCCCUCAACCUUGCUAUAGGUGAUAACUGUUCACAAUGGGACACCAUAACCAGGCAUAUAGGACUGUCCAGGCUUCCUCUGGAUGAUCCUUGGAACGUUCUUCGUCUUCUAUGUCCGGAUGUAGGUGUGUUUCUGGUAUCCCUGGUAACAACUAUCCUAUGCAGCAAAUUGGUCAGAAGCAGGGAAAUGAUUGCUGCUGCCAAUAUCACAUCACUAGAAGAUAAUGACUCAAGUCAAACAGCAGAAGAUCGGGAGGAUGAAGCGACAUCAGGUGAUGAAGAGGAGGAGCAGGGUGUAUCACAUGAUGACCCUGAUGAGGUUUCCCCAGCAACCAGAGCCAAGCAGCUAGCCGAACACCUGAAAGCCACUGCACGGAAAGUUCUGUGCGACUUGGGGAGGAUCCUGACUGUGGUCCUCUUGGGAUUAGCUGGCAUCACCCUGCCCUCAGCCUUCUCAGCCGUUUACUUCCUCCUUUUUAUUGGUGUGUGCACAUGGUGGGCGUGCCAUCUACCCAUCAGCCACCUGGGUUUCAAUGCACUCUGCGUUAUGGUGGGAUUUUUUACCGCUGGUCACAUGAUGUGUCUGUACUUAUACCAGAGCUUAUUCGCCCAGGACCUCUUCCCUCCCCAUCAUCUCUGGGCUAGACUUUUUGGUCUGAAGGAUAUUAUCGUACCAGGGAACUGCUCCAUUUCUGAUGACCUCAUCCUUAAUCCCAACCACACCUGGCCUGUUUAUGUCCACCCUGGAAUCCUUCUUUUCCUGUACUUGACUGUAACAGCUGUUCUCAAGUCAGGAUAUCAUGUAACACCUGUUCUGGCUGAGCGACGUUGGGGGAAAGCAGAGUUAAUGGAAGAGUUAGUAGAGUUGAGAACCUGGAAUGAAGAAAGAGAUGACACACAGAACACUAUUGUCUCUGUGGACACAGACAGCCCAGCUGAACCUGUGGCUGAAGACAGCCCACCUGACAAGGGGAUUGAGGAGGCCCAUUCUGGACAGCUGAAUGAGACCCCAUUGUUUCUGCUGAGUAGGGUGGUCAUGCAGCAGAGCUAUGUCUGUGCUCUCAUAGCCAUGAUGGUUUGGAGCAUCACCUACCACAGCUGGCUCACCUUUGUCCUGCUGCUGUGGGCGUGUCUCAUCUGGAUUCUGCGCUCAAGACGGCAUGCAGCCACGCUGAGCUCUCCCUUCAUCCUGCUGUAUGGCCUGGCACUGUGCUGUCUUCAGUACAUCUGGGCCAUGGAGCUCCAACCCGAGCUGCCCACCACUGUGGGGACCAUGAGUCUUAGACAGCUGGGACUGGACAAAACCCAGUACCCUUGUCUAAGACUGGGAGCUAUGAUGUUGUUCAUGUUAACCUUCUGGCUUUUGGUUCGUCAGUCAGUGAAGGAAAACUUCAGGAGGAAGAGCAAAAUGACCUCCGCCUUACAGGAAGUCUCCACUAGAGAAGAAGAAGAAGCUGGAAGUGAAUCCAUGCUGAAGGUUCUUGGAGGCACUGUGAUGAGCUGUUACGCCAAAUAUUGGAUCUAUGUUUGUGGAGGAAUGUUUAUCAUGGUGUCCUUUGCUGGAAAACUUGUUGCAUAUAAGAUCGUCUACAUGUUGCUCUUCCUGCUCUGCCUGUGCUUGUAUCAGGUAUACUACUCUCUUUGGAGGCAUCUGUUGAAGCUCUUCUGGUGGCUGGUUGUGGCCUACACCAUGCUGGUUCUGAUCACCAUUUACACAUACCAGUUUGAAGAUUUUCCUGGAUACUGGAAGAACUUGACGGGUUUCACGGAUGAGCAGCUCGGCGCUGUUGGUCUGGAGACGUUCGCUCUGUCUGAACUCUUUACCAGCAUAGUGAUCCCAGGGUUCUUCCUGCUGGCCUGUAUUCUGCAGCUGCACUACUUCCACAAGCCCUUCAUGAGAAUCACAGACCUGGACCGAGUGACCCCAAAGCACAGGAAGACAACCAAAGAAAGAAGUGACCAAGAUGAUGAUGUGGAGUUGAAUGCUGAAGACAUUGUGCCAAACAAUGAUGAUAAAUCUGAAGAUGAAGCAGAGCUGAUGCCCAGUAAAUGGGGCCUAGUGAUGGACAGGUUGCUGGUUUUAUCCAGAAAGUUUUCCGACACCCUCAUCAAAGUUCAAGUGUUUCUCUGGAGGAUUUUAGAGCUUCACAUCCUGAAGAUGGUGGCCUUUGUCACUGUGUGGGUGGCACUUGAAGAGCCAUCGGUGAUGAACCUGGUUCUGGUGGUGUUGUGGUCCCUGGCAAUGCCCUUCUGUCGCUUCAGACCCAUGGCAUGCUGUCUGUCCACUGUUUGGGUGUGUGUCAUCAUUGUUUGCAAAAUGCUGUACCAGCUCAGUGUUGUCAACCCUGAUGAGUACUCUCAUAACUGCAGCAUGCCUCUAACAAAUAAAACCAGCCUGUUACCAGAGGAAGUGAAGAACUCGACUCUUUAUAAAGAACCAGUGGACCCGGCCAAAUGGUUUGGCAUCAGGAAAGAUGAUACUGCUCUGGGUUAUAGCAAGAACCAUUUAAUAGUUCUUCUAUUGCUGGUUUUUGAGGCAACAGUGAAUCGCCACCAAGCUCACCAUUAUCUUCAGCUCCAGCGAUCUCCCCCGAUUGUACCAGCACUCUUUCCUGCUGCAACACGAGACACUUUAGAUGAAGGCCUCGUUUCAUGCCUCAAAUACCUGCUCAAUUAUACCUUUUACAAGUUUGGGUUGGAGAUCUGCUUCCUGAUGACGUUAAAUGUGAUCGGUCAGAGAAUGAACUUUUUAGUAAUCAUCCAUGGAUGUUGGUUGGUGGCGAUCUUGGUGAGGCGCAGACGAACAGCUAUUGCCAAGAUCUGGCCCAAAUACUGUCUGUUCCUGUCCAUCUUCAUGAUCUACCAAUAUCUCCUAUGUGUAGGCAUUCCUCCGGCUCUCUGCAUAGAAUACCCAUGGAGGUGGAACACUCCUCUACUGAUGAACUCAGCUCUCAUCAAAUGGAUCUAUCUGCCUGACUUCUACACAGUGCCAAACUCCAAAAACCUGAUUGCGGACUUUAUGCUGCUGAUGUGUGCUUCCCAGCAGUGGAAGGUGUUUGAGUAUGAAAAGGUGGAGGAGUGGAUGGUCCUGGCAGGAGAGAAUUCAGAUGAGCCUGAGCCCAUGGAGGGUCGUCUGUUCAACCCUGCACCCAACUUCAUCAACUGCAGGAGUUACCUGGACAUGGCUAAAGUUUUGGUGUUCCGGUACUUCUUCUGGUUUGUGCUAUCAGUGGUCUUCAUCACAGGGGCCACCAGGAUCUCAGUGUUUGGACUGGGCUACUUGCUGGCUUCCUUCUUUUUCCUGUUGUAUGGAACGAAGCUACUAAUUAAACCAUCGAGGACCCGUCUCAUCCUAUGGGACUGCCUCAUCAUCUACAAUUUGGCAGUUAUUAUAUCCAAAAAUGUCUUAUCUAUCCUGGCGUGUGUGUUUGUGUUUGAAAUGCAGAAAGGAUUCUGUUGGGUGAUUCAGCUGUUCAGCUUGGUUUGCACAGUUAAAGGAUAUUAUGACCCUAACUCUGUUAGUGACGACACCUGCAGCCUCCCAGUUGAAGAAGCAGGAAUUAUUUGGGACAGUUUAUGCUUCCUUUGCCUGUUGCUUCAGAGGAGAGUCUUCCUCAGUUUCUACUUUCUGCAUGUGACAGAAGAGCUACAGGCCUUUACCAAACAAGCAUCAAGAGGGUUUGAGCUUUUCAGAGCCAGCAUAAUGAAGAACAUUAAGUGCCACCAGCAGACUGAGAGGAAAUCACUGACACUUCUUAAAAAAUCAAUGCAGAGAAUUCGCUCAAAGCAGCAGAAGUACAAAGAGGGCCAGAAAUCUGGUGGACAUUCACUUACGAUCCAGGAUCCUGAAACUCAAACAGAUAAGAAGUCCAGGAAGAAGAACUGGUCACAGCCUUGGAGUGACCAUGCCACAGUUAUCCACUCAGGAGAAUACUACCUGUUUGAGUCUGACAGUGAGGAUGAAGAGGAUCUGGUUCCUGAAGAGAAGAAGCUUAAGGAUCAGUCUGCAUGUCAGUUGGCAUACCAGGCGUGGGUAAGCAACGUAAAAACUGCUCUGAGAGAACGUCAGAGACGCCAGAAACACAUGAAGAGAACAAAAAGAAAAGAAACAAAGAGGGAAGAAGGACUCUCUUCCCACCAGGAAUCUUGUUCUCUGAAAGGUGGUGAGGAUGAGGUAUUCGAAGAGGAAGAGGAAGAGCAGGAAUCUGUUCAUGGCGAGAUGGUUCAGAAGAUCUUGGACAUUCUUCAAUUUUUGUGGGUCAUCGUCUUGGCCAUGGUAGACGGACUCACUCAAUGGCUCAACCUGCUCACUAAGCAAUACAGCGAUGCGUCUUCAGUUCUGUGUGAAGAACGCUACUCCAUCUUGCACAAAAUAAAGCAGCAUCAUGCACCAGCAGAGUCCAGAGAGGAUCAGGUGUCACAGACAAGUGGAAGUGCCACUUUUGAUGCAUGUUUGGAUGAAGCUGAAGAUUCUACCAGAAAUAGACUAACCAUCAGCCAAAGUGUAAUGACUGAAGAACCCCAGAACAACAACACCGUACUUCAGCCAGAAGUGGCCAGAUGUCACAGAUACUCCAGAACAGCCAGUGAGAUUCUGUCUGACAGGCAGUUUUGUAUUGAGGAACUGGAGCAAAGUAGAGAGUUCUUUAGGAACCAGAACCGUCUGCUAAAGCUGCUGCUGUCCAUGUACACCCUGCUGUCGGCCCAUUCAGAGCUCCUUUGUUACAUCAUAGUGUUAAACAAUGUGGUCAGUGCCUCUGUCAUAUCACUUAUCCUACCAAUGCUGGUGUUCCUCUGGGCUAUGUUGUCUGUUCCAAGACCAACCAAGAGGUUCUGGAUGACUGCUAUAGUCUACACAGAGGUGAUGGUGGUUCUGAAGUACAUUUUCCAGUUUGGUUUUUUUCCUUGGAACAGUGUUUAUGAGACCACUCUAAAUAAAGAGAAGCCUUUCUUCCCACCUCGCAUCUUUGGACUGGAAAAAGCUGACAACUACCUCAAAUAUGAUCUUCUUCAGCUGUUGGCCCUGUUCUUUCACAGAUCUCUUCUCAUGCAAUAUGGUCUGUGGGACCAUAAAGAUCAAAACUCAUCAAAUGAACAAGGAGACAGCACUAUAGUAGGAGAGGAAAGUAGCAGGAACACGGGAAAAUACGGCGUAAGAGCUAUGGCCAGCAGCAAAACUCAGGACAACAUUGAUCAGAACCGGAUUGUGAAGGGUUCUGUGGACCAUUUUGAACCAAGAACAAGCUCAACUGCUCUAUCUAAUGAACCAUUUGAGCCCGAUCCAGCAACUACUGGAUCACAAGACCAACAGCAAAUUCUUUCUGGGGAAACGACUGGAGAUUUUGUGACUGAGGAACAGAGAGACCGUGCACCACUGAUAAAGGGAGGCUCAGAAACACACAGCAGCAUCAGAAUACGCAAAAAAACUAAAGAAACAAAAGAUCAGCAUACCAAAGAGCCAGAAGCUGAAACAGCUGAUCCCAGUCCGGAACCAGUGAAAAAGAAACAUAAAGUUGGUAAAUCAGAGGCCAGCCUCAGGAUUCUGGCUUUGGUACACAAGCUAAAUCACAUCGUCAUGUCAGGCUUUGGGAGCAUAAAGAGCCUGGCUCAGGGCUUCUUCAGUAACAUCACUCAAGCUGAGUAUCAGGCCUCCACAGAUGUAUAUGCACUCAUGUUCCUGACAGAUGUCAUUGACUUUGUCAUCAUCAUCUUUGGCUUCUGGGCUUUUGGGAAACACAGCGCAGCGGCGGAUAUAGCCUCCACCCUGUCAGAGGACCAGGUACCAGAGGCCUUCCUGGUGAUGCUGCUGAUUCAGUUCAGUACUAUGAUCAUAGACAGAGCCCUGUACCUGCGUAAGGCUGUCUUGGGAAAACUCAUUUUUCAGGUGAUCUUGGUUCUGGGGAUUCACCUGUGGAUGUUCUUCAUCCUGCCUGCUGUCACUGAAAGGAUGUUCAAUCAGAACUUUGUGGCCCAGCUGUGGUACUUUGUAAAGUGUAUUUAUUUUGGUCUGUCAGCAUAUCAGAUCCGCUGUGGUUAUCCAACUCGUAUCCUUGGUAACUUCCUCACUAAGAAGUACAAUCAUCUCAACCUGUUUCUCUUCCAAGGGUUCCGUUUGGUGCCAUUUCUGGUGGAGCUCCGAGCGGUCAUGGAUUGGGUCUGGACCGAUACUACCUUAUCUCUGUCAGACUGGAUGUGUGUGGAGGACAUCUAUGCUAACAUCUUCAUCAUAAAAUGCAGUCGUGAGACAGAGAAGAACUACCCCCAACCCAAAGGGCAGAAGAAAAAGAAGAUAGUGAAAUACGGAAUGGGCGGGCUUAUCAUUUUCUUCCUUAUCUGCAUCAUCUGGUUUCCUCUUCUAUUCAUUUCACUGGUCAGAUCAGUGGUGGGUGUGGUCAACCAUCCUAUUGAUGUCACUGUCACGGUCAAACUGGGAGGCUAUGAGCCCCUUUUCACCAUGAGUGUGCAGCAGCAGUCCAUCAAACCCUUUACAGAUGCUGAGUUUGAUCAACUCACCAAAACCUUUGGAGACAACGCUGUGGCCAUGCAGUUCAUCACUCUCUACAAUUGUGAAGACAUUGUCACAGCCAUGAUUGAAGGUAGCUCAGGAUCAGUUUGGAGGAUCAGCCCACCUAGUAGACAGGAACUCAUUAAAGAACUACUUGAAAGUCCUGCUGACCUCACUCUCCGACUUGCCUGGAAUUUCCAGAGGGACCUGGGUAAAGGUGGAACAGUUGAACACACUUUUGGGAAACAUUCUAUAAACCUGGAACCUGGAAACCCCGUUAGAGCCAACCUCGCCUCGUUACUGAUUGGCAAUCUCACAGAGCCUGUACUUGUUCCUGGUAUUUUUCCUAAUUAUAUCCGUGCCCCAAAUGGAGCUGAAGCUAAACCAGUCAGUCAGCUAUAUAAAGAUUAUGAAGAUGAUUACCUGGAUAUAACCCUGUCCCUGAUGAACGACAGCUCCUCCUGCAGCUCUGGGAGCCAAGAGUGGUGGAACAUUGCCAUUGCAGGCUGUGAUCCCUCAGCAUGUGAUGUUCUGCCUAUGGUCAUCUUCAAUGAUAAAGUUAGUCCACCUAGCCUGGGAUUCCUGGCUGGUUACGGGAUCAUGGGCCUGUACGUGUCUGUUGUCCUGGUCAUUGGGAAGUUUGUGCGUGGUUUCUUCAGUGAGAUUUCCCACUCCAUCAUGUUUGAGGAGCUUCCCUGUGUGGACCGCAUCCUGAAGCUCUGCAUGGAUAUCUUCUUGGUGCGUGAAACUGGAGAGCUGGAGUUGGAGGAGGAGCUUUACUCCAAACUCAUUUUCCUCUACCGUUCCCCAGAGACAAUGAUCAAAUGGACUCGGGACAUCCAGACUAGAGAGCAUGACUAAUGCAGAUGUUUGUUUGUGAAGAAUGAUUCAAAGAGAGGCUGUAUGGAUACACGAAGCGCGCUCAUCCACAUGCCGCAGAGCCCCUUUAAAGGAGACUUGGCUAUGCCAAUGUGUGAAACAUCACCUGCUGCUAGAGUGAUGCUGUAGUUUUAUAGCAGCUCAGUUUUAAACAAACUUGUACACUCAACUGGAAUGGGAUUGCAUUUCCACUGUGGGUGUGACUGUUUUUUGGGAGAAAUGAAACGAUGGAAGCAAACUCGGCUGUUUCCACUGGCCGGUUAUCAGGAGAUGAAAGGUCACUUUCACCCGGCUCAGAUCUGAAAUAGCAGCAGACUGCAUCUGUUUACUGUUUUCAGCUCCAAGUCUGUUUACAAGUUGAAGCGGCCAUUUUUUUGAGCUGGGAAAAAAAGACACAAGUUGUCAUUAUUUUUUAACAAAGACAUUUUAGGAUUUCAUAUGAAAAGAUGUAUUCUGAGGUCUGUUAGAUGUUCAGUGCAGAAUUUCAACAUGCCUUCACAAAUCAGAUUUUACUGCUCGAGUCGGCACGUUCUCAUUCUUGUGUGGUGUUAGAAUUUUCUCUCCAUGCACGUGUCUCUGGUUUCCUCCCACAGACCAAAGCAUGCAUGUCGGGUGAGUUUGGACAAAGCCUCCAUAAACGAGCCACGUUUCAGUAUAUGUUGAUUACUCUUGAGCAACAGUUUUAGAGGUUUUGUGAAGCAUUUUUGACAUUUACUGCUUUUCAUUUCUUUAGUCCUUCUUUUAUAGCUGACACUUUUCUGAGAAAUAAUGUUUGGUUUGGUAGGCCACUGGAGCAAGUCUCUAGUAAACAAACAAACAACAAACAAACUACCUUUAGAUUGAGAAGGGUCUUUAUUUGAGCAGAAAAGCAACUAAUUCCCAAACAUUUAUUUGGAAAAAUGCCUUCAGAAUGACUGGAGAAAUAAAAAACACAAGAUAGUCUAGUUGAUUAGAAGAGAGAAAGGGCAAUGCAGUUUUAGGCUUACGGUAUUGUAAACGUCAGUAAAAUGUUGCACACUAUUAACAGAACCCAGAGAAAUGGAUCGGGCCAAAUUACAACAGAGGAAGUCUUAUUUUAAUUUGUCCAAGUCUAUGAAGCAGACUGACUCUGGGUUCCCAACCUGAGAUCUGUGACUCCUCAAAGAGGUCUUCACAUGUUUGUCUGUGCUAUGGUUGUGAUGUUACCAGUAUUAUUAUUGUAAAAUUUACCUUUAUAGACCCCAAUACCUCACUCAAAAUUAUAAUCAAAACUCUAUAAGAGGUAUGACUCUGUUUAAAAUGUGUAAUUCAUCACUUUUAACGUGUUUAUGCAGGUAGGAGUUGGGUUUGGGGGUCCUGGCUUGCUGUAGACACAGACGAGAGGGUCCUAAAUGAGAAGUGUUGGGAACCACUGGUCUAAACCUGUUUCGCACCUGAUGCAGAACAGAUGCGGUAUGGUUUCCAUACAGCUUCUGGACAGACUGCCAAUGACUGCAGUUUGUGUGCUGAAAGUCACCAGAUGUCUGCUCACACAAGAGCUCCAAAUGAUUAGAAAUAAUCCAUAAUACAUUUAAAAAUAUACCUGUCAAAAUAAUGUGAACUGUCAUACACUGAGCUGAUACCCACAUCCUUAUUAAUAAAACCAAAGUGGUAAAUAUAAUGCAACACAGAAUUAAAAAAAAUACAACCUAUUCACCUUGCUGAAACUCACUUCCUGGUUUGGCUCAGGAAAAGUUCUUUAACUUCAUCUGCAUGUGAUGCAUCUGUACUUGUGCUUCAUCAUAGCCGGUGUUAAUGCUCUAAUUGGUCUCCUGGUUUUUGGUCUAAAUUAAAACUGUACACACACACACACACACAGAAAUAUGUAAAGCUGGGUAUACACUGUGUGACUUUUUCCACAUAGCUCCAUCCCUAACUAUGACUUCCUUGCAGAGCAAAGCUCACCAAUUGUGUUCUCACAACGUACAACCCAGUGCUCGGAUGUGGCCUGAUCUGACUGCUCAAACUAUACGUCUCUUGAUUGCUGAUCGGGAGCGGGUCGUUUGGUGUUAAUCACCUCUCUUAAACCCCUGUACACUACAUGACACACAAUGUAAAACUGACCACAACCUCACACAUGAGAAAAAUAAUGAGCUCAAAAUGGCAAAAAAUUCUCUGAGCGUACAUCCGGCUUAAAAGAAGGACUAAGUUGCUUUUAUGACAGCUGAACUUUUCCUUCCAACAUUGUCCCAACCUGUGGAUCUGAUUUGUACAAAGACUGUGAGAGUUUCUACACGUGUUUGGGUUUGGUAGACGCUGGCACCAUUCGCUGCUACUGCAGUAAUACUUAUAGGUUUUAAGCAUUAAAAAUGCUUUGACUUCAAAUGA